This is a messenger RNA of Alligator mississippiensis (American alligator), 8319 nucleotides long. It is a transcript of the gene BMF, whose product is annotated as Bcl2 modifying factor. Lineage: Eukaryota; Metazoa; Chordata; Crocodylia; Alligatoridae. Gene Ontology annotation, biological process: positive regulation of apoptotic process; negative regulation of autophagy; apoptotic process. The transcript is spliced from 5 exons. The record is from RefSeq and is a predicted model, not a curated record. Gene Ontology annotation, cellular component: myosin complex. The coding region runs from base 378 to 959 and encodes 193 amino acids.
GAGGCCGGCACUCGCCUGGGUCCCGGAGCAGCGGUCCCUAAAGCCCUUCCUGCCCUGCCCUGACUGGCUGGCCGCCUGGCGGGACGUCACGGGGGGCGGGGCCGCUAUCAGCUGUUCGGGGGAUGCCAGGAAGCCGCUGUAUUUUGGAAACAAUGAGGCGCGGCGCUGCCUGAGGCUGCACCCGGGGCCUGCCCGCUCCGGCCGCAGGGCUGGGAUUCCCUUUACUAGUCUUCCAUCCUGUUAAAUGCUUCGUAAACCAGAGCAAAGGAAGAGGCUCAGAAGAAUUGAAUUACACUUCCUUGUUGGAACUGGGUGGAAAUCCUGGAGAUGGAUCUCUUAGGAGACUGUCUUCAAAUUGGGUUAGAUGCCAAGGAAAAAUGGAUCCCUCCAGCUACCUGGAAGAAGACUAUUCCAGCCUGGAUGGGCUGGAUGAUGACGUGUUUCACUCUGAUGACUUUGGACUCGCAGGUCAGCCUGGUGAGAUGACCUCUACUGGCAUUUUCACACAGAACCAGUCCUACAGCUGCCUUUUGGGGAGAUUUCAACUUUUCCCGCUCACUCACUGCUGUGGUCCUGGCAGCAGGCAUGCUGAGCAGCAGGAUAAGGCAACUCAAACACUCAGCCCAUCCUCUUCCAGUCAGGAUGUAAUGUUGCCUUAUGGAGUCACUGAAGAGCCCCAGAGACUCUUCUAUGGGAACGUUGGGUACCGUUUACGUGUUCCCCCAGUUGGCUUUGCGCUGAGUCCACACCUCCAAGAGGAACAUCAGGAAGGUCACCAAGAAGUACGUGCUGAGGUCCAAAUUGCACGGAAAUUACAGUGUAUUGCAGACCAGUUCCACCGGCUCCACGUACAAAGGCAUCAGCAGAACAGAAAUCAAGUGUGGUGGCAGAUACUUCUCUUCCUACAUAAUUUGGCCCUAAAUGUGGAGGCAAACAGGAAUCCAGCAGGUCAGAGGUGAGACUCAUCCACCUGUUCCAGGUCCAGUCUGCAGGGAGCACUGAACAAACACUGGUUUGGAGGAGAGAGACGCAUGCCGUCAGACGGAUGUGAGGACUUUGAAACUCUUACGAUCAUCUGACAAAGUUGUUUUUUGUUUUUGUUUUUUAAGGACUCUUCUUUGUUGCUUCCUGCCUCCCAUGGCUGGGAGCUCUUGUCUAACACUGUUGAAGGAAAGUCUUAGAAUGUGGAUGUGUUUGGUAAAGCUUGCUGCUCAAUCCUUGAAUCAGAAACCUCUAUGCAAGCAAGGCAGAUACUAAACUAACAGAUUCCUCUGCUCUCUUUUGUUAGUUGAUGGAGUGCAGCAUUUUGUCAGUUUGACCACUGGCUAAAGAUGGGGUCUGGGACCACUGACUUUAACUAUAUUUUGAAUACCUUUCCAAUUAAAAAUGUAGUCUCCUCCUUGGGAUAGCCUUGAAAAAAGUUCUUUUUUAGAAACAAUGACAAGGAAGUGGCUUUAUAUUUCACAGCAGAUGGAACACGCUUCAUUUCCUUGCAUUUUUAUUACUAGCGAGAAUUGAAUGAAAAUCUUGUUUCUUUUAAUGGUUUCAUUGGCCUCUGCAAAUCCAUCACGUGAAGUUGUUCCUUGUCAUUAUCACCAACAAAUGGAAUUGUUUCUAUAAGAAGAACAUUCUUAAAAUCUUCCAGGAAGUAUUGAUGGCUUUUCUAUAUCUUUGUGCAAAGGUCGGGUACACAAUAUACUGUGCCCAUUAGCCAGGAUGGAUCUGAUAAAAACUGAAUAUAAUCUAAGACUCAUUCUUCUAGAACUGCUGAUCUCUACACUUCCAUUAGUCCUCUGGUUUUUGUUUUUGUUUUUUUUCCCCUUUGUUAUCAUGUGCUUGGUCAAAAAAUUCAAAAUCCCAGGCAUCUGACAUGUUUACUUCAUAUUUGACUGGGAAAUUAGCUGGCAAUUAGUUUGAUUCCCAUAGACGGCAGGUUUGUACAAGCAGUUAGUCCAUUGUUCCACUGAGUAAUCCUGGAAGUUGGUGUUAGUACACAGUGACUGGCAGCAAAGAUAUUACUUGGAAUGCAAGCUCCAAGCAGCCUGUGAUUUGUGAUUCUUCAGGAGUUUUUAAAUGCAUGUAACUGUCACUUUUGGAACAGGAUAGGGAGAAUUAUCAACCAAAGGAACUUUUUGUGUAUGUGUAGUCUUAAAUAUUAUCAGUAGAACUAAAAGAACAAAUACAAUGACAGAUUCAGUAAGGGAAAUGCAAUAGGGUCUCUGCUUUGUGCAGAAUGUUUCUCUACUUGCCUUAGAAAAUAUAAAUCACAAAUUAGAAAGCUAGCUUGAGGAGAAUCUGUCUGGAGAGUGACUUUUAGUCAUCCUAUGAAUAUCAGCACAGAUUAUUGUAAGGUUCUUGAGUUCCUAAUCUGCUGUAAAGAACAGUGAACACCAAAGCAUCACUGUAUUAGAAAAGCAGGAGGUUUUGCACAAAUUUCUUUUCCUCCUUUUCCCCCUCUCUUUUUGCUUGCUCUUCUUUGAGAACCCCUUUCUGUCUCUCACAUUUGUAAUGAUCCAGUUCCCUUGCUCUCUCAUCAUUGCCUUAAAGUGCCUGGUAACAGUAUGUACUACAGUUAUGUUUGGACUCAACCCCAGCACUUGACUGGCAUUCUGUUCUUCCAUGGCAGGAUUUGUCUAGCCUCCAAACCAGCUCCCUGGAGUUUUUUGGCUUAUGAAUCUCUGCAGUGAUCGUCUUUCAGUACAAGCAGGUUUCCUCAUGUGAAAUGAUUAUUUUCCCUCCUAGCUAGAGGAAGAGUAAUAUGUUUAUCUGGAGUUAAGAGCUACAAUUCUCAGAUCAACUUUGCUUUUUUUUUUGUUUGAGUAUGUGUGCUACAGAGUUAGUCAGUAGUGUCUCCCUUGCUAGCAUAUCUAUAAUUCUGUUUUCAGUCGGGGAAACUUUUACUGCUUAAAGCAGGGGUUGGCAACCUUUUCUAAUGGCAGAACAGUGCUUCAUAGUUUCAUAGUAGCCAGGGUCAGGAGGAACCUGAUCAGAUCAUCUAGCCUGACCCCCUGCCACAGGCAGGAAUGAAUGCUGGGUUCACAAGACCCCAGACAGCUGAUCAUCCAACCUCCUCUUGAAUUUGCCCAGGGUAGGGGCAAGGACCACUUCCCUGGGAAGUUGGUUCCAGAUUUUGGCCACCCUAACUGUAAAAUAUUGCCUUCUGAUCUCUAACCUAAACCUGUUCUCCAUCAGCUUAUGCCCAUUGUUCCUCGUCACCCCAGGUGGUGCUGGGGAGAAAAGGGCUCUGCCUAUUUGCUGUUGAUCCCCCCCGAUGAGCUUGUAGGCAGCCACCAGGUCCCCCCUCAGCCUCCUCUUGCUGAGGCUGAACAGGUUCAGGUCCCCUAGCCUCUCCUCAUAGGUCCUGCCCUGUUGCCCUCCAACCAAGUGGGUGGCCCUCCUCUGAACCCUCUCCAGGCUGGCCACAUCCCUUUUGAAGUGCAGCGCCCAGCACUGGACGGAGUACUCCGACUGCGGCCUGACCACAGUCGCAUAGCGGGGGAGUAUCACCUCUCUGGACUGGCUUGAGAUGCACCUUUGGAUGCAUGACAAGGUAUGACUGGCCUUGCUGGCUGCAGUCUGGCAUUGGCAGCUCAUGUUCAUCUUGGAGUCAAUAAUGACUCCAAGAUCCCUUUCUGCCUCUCUGCUUUCAAGAAGGGAACUCCCCAGCCUGUAUGUAUGCUGUUGGUUCCUUCUCCCAAGGUGCAGCACCCUGCAUUUAUCUACGUUGAACCCCAUCCUAUUCUCGUCUGCCCACUUUUGUAGUCUGUCUAAAUCUAGUUGCAGCCUCUCUCUCCCUUCAAGUGUGUCCACCUCACCCCACAUCUUAGUGUCAUCAGCAACCCAGCCGCUACUGCAGGCCACUGAUCCCCCGGCUACUUUAUGUGGAGGGCUGUUCUCUUACUCCCCUAAUAUGACCCCAACUAAAAAUGUGCUUCUGAAAACCACGGUGAAGGACAACCUGGAGCAGCUAAUUUGGCAGCAACAGUAAGCACAGCCUGCAUUAGGGGGGCUAGAGAGCAACUCUCUUUGCACAUAAAGUGGUAAUCUGGGAGGGCAGCAGGGAACAAGUAUAUGGUUAAAAAAACAUAGGCUGGAACAGAUCUUUGUGGGCAGGAUCCAAUCUUUAUGGGCCAGAUCUAGGCCACAGGCCUUAGGUUGUGGACCCCUGACUUAAGAAGCUUUGUACUCAGGCUGCCUACAGAGAAGUGUUUGGCUCGGGAAGAGUUGGAGGUCCCUGGCCAUGAUGCCCACUGCUAACAAUAAAUUUAUCAAGCUGCACAUCUCGGUGUCUUAAGUUAGAAUCCUUUGGUUCUGUGUUUUCAGUGAAGGGUGAAAUAUACCACUUGAAUGCAGAUGCUGGACUUCCUCUAGACAAGGUCUGACUUCCUGCAAUACUUGUGGUGCUGCUGAAAGCUAGAAACGUGACAACCACUGAUGCUCUUUUUAAAGAACCUCCCAUGUUUGCAUAUAUUGGAGGUUAAAAAAAUGAAGUCAAAUCAAGAGUUUUCUUUUCUGGCUGGGGGGUAGAGUUUGCUAUUGACCUCAUAGAGAACAUGAGCUGCUUGCUACUUAACAUCUCACUCUGUCUUAAAAAUAGUGGAUUCCUCCUUCAUCCUCUCCCUUCAUCCUGCAGUGUAGAUCUCCUCCUAUACAGGUUAGCAGCAGACACCUCAUCUGUGCAAUAGUUGUUGCCUGUUGUGCCUAAAUAGGGAUGGUUUAGCAUGUACUUCAAAAGGCAUGCUCAUCUCAGCAUCUUUAUUACAUUUGGCCACCUUUAGAAAUGUGUAGAUUGGUUUGAGAAGCAUUUUUAGUUAACAAGGGGAUGGGACGCUCUUGGAUGGCUACAUGCUGGUUUGCCUUGGUGACCUGGUGGGAUUUCAAUGUUUAGUCGCUUUCUAUAUACUCAAUGUGGGCUAAAGUGUUCCUAAGAAGUUGGCAGGUUUCUCUUUCUCGUAAGCUAAUUCUUAUUUAAUUGAGAAACUCUUGGGGUAUAUUGAUCUUAAAUUGAUGGCACCAGUAGUGUUGAAGUCCAUUUCCCCUCUCAGGAUUACCAAAAUGUUUUCAGACCCUAAUUUUCUUGAUUUGAGGGGAGGAGUUCUAGGUAAAUGUUAAUUUGUGUCCUUCUGCUCUUUCAAGUAUCUAUAUUGCCCAAACCUUCUCUGGAUCCAGUAAGCCUGGUGCUAGUAAAACUAAGUAUCCCCUACUUUGUUUCCUGCAGUUCUUGAAACCUGAGCCAGUAAUCAUAAAGUGACUAUCCAAAAGUAGCUGCAAACUGCCAUGACUAGGACAAUGUGCAGGUAGAGGAUGCAACGGAUUUCUGAGAGAUGGAGUGGCCACUGGUAAUAUGUGGGCUGCAGACUUCUCUCAAGGUACUGAUGGUCUCUGCUAGGUAUGGACUUCUGCAUAACUUACUGUGUGUAUUAACUGUUACUGUUCUAUUUGUUUGUCGUUAUUUCUUUGGAAUCUAUUUUCCUUUUGUAUCAAGUCUGUCUGUCAUUUUCAGACAAUUUAAGCAGCCUGCUAGCAGUAAGUACUUGUCAGUGUUCUUGAUGUCUGAACUCUUGUUGGGAGGCAGGCUCUUGAGUGAACCAUUCUUGUGAGCCUUUUCUUAAGCUUUGUAUCAAGAAGGUGGUAGGGGGAAAGCAAACCAAUCCUCUGUGAUAGAACCAGGACACUAGUGAACACUUUUUUUUCUUCUGACUGGCUUCUGGGAAGAACUAAUAGCCUUUGCUCCUUCAAGCUUCAAACAAAGCUUGAAUAAAUGAUGUCUGAGAUGUGACUGGUCUUAGACCCCCAUGAUGCCAUUUCAGCUUCAGUGGCUGUGUCCACAGAAGAUGUUUACUGUGGAGUAGACUAAUUAGCUCCACAGUAAACAUCAUGUGUCUGUACAUCCUCCCCUAUUAGGCUGGAGUAAAUUAACUCUGCAGCAGGAUAGUACUUGUAUCUACUACUGUCCUGCUGGAGAGUUUUUUACUCUGUAACAGCGCACUUGUAGAUGCUGCCACAGCUGGCUGGGGCAUGAAGAUGCUUCAGUGCAGGGGCUACCUGCCUAUUGGCCCUGCACUGGAGCACCCUCAUGCACCAGCCAGCCCCUUCACAGCACAUUGAGCCAAGCGAAGGGAGCAGCCCCAAGCUGGCAGGCUUCUCCUGGGGCCCUCUGCCAACCGGGCUGCUCCAGCCCAGUUCAACGUGCUGUGGUCCUGGGCACACAUUCAAACAAUACACCUGGGAGCAAUAAGCUCCAGAGUUUAUUGCUUUGCAUUAAUUGCAUGUGUAGACGCGCCCAGUGUAAUUCUGUUACAAUAAGUGAAGUUAUGCCAGGGAUGUAUUUGGCUCAGGGAUUUUUUUGCCUUUCCCUUUGGAAGUUCUAAAUUCUGAUAAAGUAGGAGGAGGUAAAAUAGAGACUUCAGGCAUUUGCUGCAAUCUGUAGUGUACAAAUUCUGCAAUGUCACUUUAAUCCUUACCUCUGCUGAUCUUCAGCAGCAUCUAUAAUGCUCUCUAGUGAGACUGUACAAAUAGUAAAAUAGCUGGUACCUUUUUAGAGCCCCAUUCUGAACCAAGGGAAGUCCUUGGAGUGGACUCUGCAGGUACUUUGGAAGCUAGAGACAUUACACAACUUUGGAGGGCUUACCUUAGUUUACACAUUACUAUUACCAACCUUGCCAGGCUGUUUUGGGGAUUCUGAACCAAGGAUCAUAUGCCCGUUUACAUCAGUGGGACUUCUGUAUGGGAGCCAAACGCUGUAGCAUACUAAAAUAAGUUGAUGGAAAAGCUUUUUAUAUCAUUCCAAAGAAUAUUGUUUUAAAAACAGUUUUUGUGGUUGUUUAAAAAAUGCUCAUGUGUUUCUUUUGACUGUUUUAGCAAGAAAAAGAAAUACCUCAAGGAAUUGGUAAAAGAUUGUUCAGUGAUUUUUUUUUUAUGGUUCCUAAAGAGCUCUUGUUGUCACUGUUUCUUUGGUUUGUACAUGUCCAUCCUGGUGGUACACAGCUCAGUUUUUACCCAUAAGGAAAAGCAGAAAAGACCAAACACAUCAAAUGCACUGGAUCAUAAUUGUAUGUGUAUGUUCUUAAAUGAUGUGCAGCCUGACAUCCCUUCUCUCCUCCAUACCUUCCACUCUCCCCACCCCAACGACCCCUCUUCCCACAGAACAAAGGGUCAGUUCCUAUGAAUACCAUGCUGGAAGUUGGCUUCAGGGAAGUGAAACUUAUGUCUGUGGUUUUUCUUUUAAAGCCAUUUUUUCAGUUCUGUCUUCAGACUAUUUGCUGCCUUUGGGAAAUGGAGGGGUGGGGUGGGUGGGGUAGAUCUUUAAACUUUAAAAUCUAUUAUGACAAAUUUGCAUGUAUAAAGUUAUCCUUAAACCUAGUGGAGUCUCCCUAAACUUGUGGACUCAGCCCUGGGAGAGCCUCACCACAGACGACUCAGCUUGUGGGAGCCAACUCUGCACCAUUCAGAAGGCAAUUCCAGUUUUGGUCAGACAGCUAUGUAAGGAAAAAUUGAGGUUAGAAAGGCUAUAUAACCACUCUUUGUUAUAAUCACAUGAUAUAAGAAAGUAUGACAAAGACCUUAAUAAAUAGGUGCCUAAGUUAGGCUUCUAAGGGGGAAUUUUUAGAAGAGCCUAAGGGAUUUGAAUGUCAACCUCUUAGGUAUACCUGAAAAUCCUGAUACUAAAUAUGAACUUUAGAUGCCUAAAGUUAGGCUAUUUUUAAAAACCAAAUACAACUUAAUCAUAUAUAUCUUUCCCCCUCCUCCCACUCCCAAAUCCUCUUCCUUUUCCUUCUGUAGUAUCAGAAAUGUACGCAGGUGUCCUCCGCAUUUCUGGGUUUGGAUCCAUAGAUGAGAAUAUCUUGAAUGUGGAAUCAUCCCCCACCCUGGACUUCUUUGUUUAUAGGACACAUGAACUUUUAAAGCUUUUUAGUAUCCUCAGUUGCCUCGGAAAAGCAACAAAGUUCAGGGUCAAGGAGGAGUGGGGAUAGAGGUUCUUGGUGUAUUAUUAAAAUGUUAUUUACUGUUCAUGGAGAGCAUUAUAUGCUCUCCCAGCUGAAGAAGUGCAACCAAUGCUGUCCUGUGAGAUGCCUACCUGAACUGGUCCUGAAGUAUACACAACCUCCUUUGCCAUGGACUGAGACCCAGUGAGAAUGUAGCAUUUUGUUUAUACUGGUUGUGUGCCUCCAGGACUCCUCUGUGUACUGAUGGUGACUGGGACUCCACGUUUUAUAUCUGUGCAGUAUAUUUGCUUUGCGCUUUCUCUCUGGUGCUUUUUAAUACAUGUCAUUUUUUUCUAAUAAUUGGUACAAUUUUUAAUAAAAAUGUUAAAUUCUG